Messenger RNA from Parnassius apollo (apollo), 984 nucleotides. NCBI's taxonomy places the organism in Eukaryota, Metazoa, Arthropoda, Insecta, Lepidoptera, Papilionidae. The record is from the annotation of a GenBank genome assembly.
AUGAGAAAUGUGCGUUCUCAAGAAUCGGCAGAGGAAAGAGCACAUCGGUUAAACUCUAUGAGACGAGAAUUGCGGCUCACAGCUGACCGCGAACGGCAUACAUUAUCUCGCGAGUCCGAAACCUACACUGAGAGGGAAUUACGUCUCACAGCUGACCGCGAACGGCAUACAUUAUCUCGCGAGUCCGAAACCUACACUGAGAGGGAAUUACGUCUCACAGUUGAUCGCGAACGGCUUGUACUAUUCCGUGAGUCCGAAACCUUCACUGAGAGGGAAUUACGUCUCACAGCUGAUCGCGAACGGCAUGUACUAUCUCGUGAGUCCGAAACCUACACUGAAAGGAAAUUACGUCUCACAGCUGACUGCGAACGGCAUACAUUAUCUCGUGAGUCCGAAACCUACACUGACAGGGAAUUACGUCCCACAGUUGAUCGCGAACGUCAUAUUUUAUCUCGAGAAUCUGAAACUUUUACUCAAUACGAAGACCGUUUGACAAAUGAUAGGGUGCACCAUAAUAUUGUUCGAUCUCUUGAAGAUGAACAUGAGCAUGAACGACGACUAGAGUCGGGACGCGAAUAUUACAAUUCUUUGAGACAAGAACGAUUAAUAAGUUUGUCUAAUGAAAGAUUAAGAAUUGAAAAUAUUCGGUCUCUUGAAACGGAUGAACAGCAAGAGGCCCGUCUUACUACAGACAGAUUUCGACAUAGUCUUAAUGACUUAGAUGUACACAUAGAAGAUCAAUCUACAAAUUUGGUGGCGUGGUCUGACAAAUAUAAAAUACUGUAUAAAGAAAAAUUUGCAGAAGACUUUCUUCGGAAUAUAUCUCACAAUGAUGAAGACGCAACUAAUGAUAAUUUCCGUGAUCUUUCCAUAAAUUUGUGCUUAUUAGCUCUUCAGGAAGACUUAAGAACAUUAGGCAGUAAAUCACUCUGUGAAUUUGGUUUGCCAACACCAACCUCAGUCGGAGAGGUUACCAAUAUGUAA